AUGGACGAAGGGGACACGGAGGACUCACAACAAUGGUCUGGGAAUGUCCGCAGGCAGAUGUGGAAAACCAUCUGCCAGCGAACUGCACUCAACACUACACUGUCCCCAACAGAGCGCGCGCUAUAUGCUGCCCUCGCACCCACACCCUCCACCGCUGCCGUGCUAAAGGCUGUGUGCCGCACCUGGGAAGAACACCUGUGGGUUGUGGUGAGCAUCGCGUGCGAGGAGCGUCCAAGCCUCGGGCUCGCCCGUAUCGCGCGGGAAUGUUUCCGGGAGAGCGGCUUAGGCACUCUGGAAGGCAGCGCGGCAAGUGAAGCAGGCAUGGUUCCCGACGAGGGGGUGGAGGAGGAGUGGGAAGAGGACGUGAAGCAGAUGCUGGAAGCAUUGGAGGCGGUGCAGGUCGCGGAAGGUGCCCCGGCGGACCACCCGUACCACAUCUCGCAGCUGCAUAUCAUUCUGGACAAGACUGAUGAGCUGUUGGAGUCGUUUGCGAAUGGGCUGCAGGAGGGUAUAUAUGUCUCGGCGCCCGAGUACCCGGCGCUGACGCGUUUCUUCGCGCACCUCUGCCUCUUCCUGCAGCUGAUCGACAUGCCCGUCUCCCCACUCGCGACCCAGGUAAUCCUCGAAGCAUAUCUGCGAGUGCUCGAAAGCGCGGGCCAGCGGGAGCUGUUCGCGAUGUACACCGGGGCGCUCGGGGACAACGCGGUGGAGCGCUACGCGCUCUUCCUCACGUCGCUCGAGCUGUCUGGGGGUAUGCAUGAGCGAAGGCUCGCGCUCACCCGUGCACGGGAGCAUGGGCUUGGAAUUGAAAGAGAGGCGAUUGUCAUGGCGGAGAGGACGAUCGAGAAGACAUUCACGGAGAUCUUGCCCCCUGUGAAGGGUCCGCUGCCGUCAAUUAUUGGGCUGGAGCCUGCUGCGACGGACGCGGAGAUCUUGCUCCUGCGGUCGAUUGAGUGGACAACGUUCCUGGAGUCGACAUACGACACUGCGCUAGAGCAGGCCAAUGUUAUUCUCCGCUACUUCCUGGGACGAGGACGCAUCCAACUAUCGAAGAUGCUCCUCGACAUGCUCCCACCGGAGCUCGGGAGUCUGCCUGAACCCGAGGACCAGGCGACGGAGUUCAUGCACUACCGCCAGAUCUUCAACGUAUGGGGACUCCUCGCGCGCGUCGUGGAGACACAGGCGCUGGAGCAACCACAGAUGAAUAAGGAGACAAGGUUGGCAUGGCUGGACGAUUACAAGACGUUGGUCGAGCAGGCGAGGGAGCAGGUGAUCAAGCUGCUAACGACAGACUGGCUCAUGUCGGACGCGGAGGUGCACAAUGGGGAUCGGAGACGCCGCGACCUGAGUCGCAUACGACAGAUCUACAUCCCCGAGCUCAUCAUCCGCCUACACUCCAUCCUUGUUGAUUCCCGGGGUCGCAUCCCCGAGAACAUGAAGCACGCGCUUUCGCUGGUCAAUAUCGUUGCAGACUCGCGAUACAGGCUGUACGAGGACUUCUCGAAGCAGGACGGUCGUCGGCUCGGGGAUUCCCUCGGCGCAGUCCGUCAGGCUGUCCUGGCAGGAUUGGAAGGUGGUGGUUCGGACCGGUCCCGGAUACUUACGGUGUACUACCCUUCGUCGACUGAGAAGGUCACCUUGCGUUCAACCUCUAUUGGUGACGGCUUCUCUGCAAGAUGGACUCAGGUAUGCAUGGUCCGCGCACUCGGAGUUGGUAGCAUGCUCGCCUUGUUGAACACAUAG
Dichomitus squalens LYAD-421 SS1 is the source of this 1743-nucleotide messenger RNA. RefSeq lists its product as uncharacterized. Gene Ontology annotation, molecular function: structural constituent of nuclear pore. Gene Ontology annotation, cellular component: nuclear pore; nuclear pore outer ring. The record is from RefSeq and is a predicted model, not a curated record. The coding region runs from base 1 to 1743 and encodes 580 amino acids. The transcript has 8 exons. NCBI's taxonomy places the organism in Eukaryota, Fungi, Basidiomycota, Agaricomycetes, Polyporales, Polyporaceae. Gene Ontology annotation, biological process: regulation of DNA-templated transcription; protein import into nucleus; mRNA export from nucleus.